Molecule: messenger RNA, 5293 nt
Organism: Malurus melanocephalus (red-backed fairy wren)
Lineage: Eukaryota; Metazoa; Chordata; Aves; Passeriformes; Maluridae
Product: organic cation/carnitine transporter 2-like
Exons: 10
Biological process (GO): transmembrane transport; carnitine transport
Cellular component (GO): membrane
Molecular function (GO): ATP binding; transmembrane transporter activity
Source: RefSeq, a predicted model, not a curated record
GGCACCCCCGAGCACCGGUGCGUCGUGCCCCGCGGGGCCAACCUGAGCGGCGAGUGGCGCAACGCCAGCAUCCCGCUGGAGCAGCGGGGCGGGCAGGAGGUGCCGAGCCGCUGCCGCCGCUACCGCCUGGCCGCGCUCGCCAACUUCUCGGCGCUGGGGCUGCGACCCGGCUCCGACGUGGAGCUGGAGGCGCUGGAGCAGGAGCCGUGCCUGGACGGCUGGGAGUACAGCCGCGAUGUYUAUCGCUCCACCAUCGUCACCGAGUGGAAUCUCGUAUGUGCCAACGACUGGAAGGGACCCCUGAGCACCUCCCUGUUCUUUGUGGGUGUCCUGCUGGGAUCUUUCAUCUCAGGACAGCUCUCAGACAAGUUUGGCAGGAAGAAUGUGCUGUUUGCAACUCUGGCAAUGCAGACUGUCUUCAGUUUCAUACAGGUCUUCUCUACCAGCUGGGAGAUGUUUUCAGUGUUGUUUGUGCUGGUUGGCAUGGGACAGAUAUCUAACUACGUGGCAGCAUUUGUUCUUGGCACAGAAAUCCUUGGCAAAUCCAUCCGUGUGCUGUUCUGCACCCUGGGCGUGUGCGUAUUUUACGCCUUUGGUUACAUGUUGCUGCCUCUGUUUGCUUUCUUCAUCCGAGACUGGCGGAUGCUGCUGCUGGCCCUCACCCUGCCCGGGCUGCUCUUCAUCCCACUCUGGUGGGUCAUUCCAGAAUCUCCACGGUGGUUGAUCUCUCAGGGGAGGUUUCAGGAGGCAGAGGACAUCAUCCGAAAAGCUGCAAAAACGAAUGGCAUUACAGCCCCAGAUGUAAUACUUGACCCUAGCGAGCUACAAGAUGUGAAUUCCGAGAAGCAGCAGACAUACACCAUUUUGGAUCUUGUGAAAACCCGAAAUAUCCUAACUAUCACAAUUAUGUCAGUGCUGCUUUGGAUGAUCAUCUCAGUUGGCUAUUUUGGACUUUCUCUUGACACACCUAACUUGCAUGGAGAUGUGUAUGUGAACUGCUUCCUCUCAGCAGUGAUUGAGGUGCCAGCCUACAUCAUUUCGUGGCUGCUGCUCCGCAAUCUCCCCCGACGGUACUCAAUGGCUGCUGCGUUAUUCUUGGGAGGCUGUGUUCUUCUCUUCAUUCAGCUGGUGCCUUCACAUAUCCGUGCUCUGUCUAUUUUUCUGGUGAUGUUGGGGAAGUUUGGGAUCACAUCUGCCUUCUCCAUGGUUUAUGUUUACACGGCUGAGCUCUACCCAACAGUGGUGCGAAACAUGGGAGUKGGAGCGAGCUCCAUGGCCUCCAGGCUGGGCAGCAUCCUCUCUCCUUACUUUGUUUACCUUGGUGCCUAUGAUCGAUUCCUGCCUUACAUCCUGAUGGGGAGCCUGACUGUGCUGUCAGGAAUUCUGACACUAUUUCUGCCUGAAAGCUAUGGUAUGCCUCUUCCUGACACCAUUGAUCAAAUGCUGCUGGUGAAAGGAUUGGAAUACAGGCCUCCAUCUAGUAGCACGAGGGAUUCCAAGGAGGAAGAAGAAAAUCCAGAGAUACUUAAAAGCACAGCUUUUUGAUGGAACUCCUACGUACUUCCUGGUGGACUGAAAGUUAAAUGGACUUUUCUUCUAAAAUUCAUUCUAGAAAGGGCUAGUGGCAACACUUUGUUUUCUGUAAUUUUCUUAUUUAUUAAUUUAAACACUGUGUACCAUACAUUCUCUUUUUAUAUGAACAUAAAUACUUUGUAGCCUUCAAUGACAUUUUUCAGCCAGGGUUGUGUUCAUGUGUACCAUGGAACAGAAUCUGAUCAAUCCUUUAUGUGUAUAGUUAGCUGAAAGAUACUUGAAAAUGAGUUCAAGGGCUGGCAGGGUACCUGGAUUCCUUAGUGAACCUCCUCCAGAGCUAAUGCACAUCAAGAGGUAAAAAUUGCCUGGAAAAGCUGCUCAUUGCUUUUGGUUCCUUGACUUCUGUCUCUGGACAGGAAACUUAUUUAUUAUAAUGAAGGUUAUGAGAACGUGUCUAUCUGUGAUCUUACUCAAAUGACUUUGCAUGUGCUGAAUUUGUUACCAAAUUGAGAAAGAAGCAACAAAAGAUUUUGAGAAUUAAUUCUUAUUUGGUAUGUUUUAACUCAGCAUAGACUGAAAGGAUUGUUUUGCAUAAAGUAUUUGGCACUGAAAUUCUGUUCACAAAAUUCACUUGAUUCCAAUGCCAGAUUUGAACUGUACCUUCUUGGUUGAAGUUGUUUACAUCUGACCUUGGAUGUGGCCUGUUUCCAGGCUGGAUUUAUUCUAAAUAAUGCAAAUGGUUUCACCUGUGUGUAGAGGGAGUGGUCUGAGUUUGGGAUUCUCCCCUUUCAAUUUGUGGUGACAGUUUUAUGUGAAAAUUGUUUUAAUGUUUUCUGUGCAAUUUGGAUGAUGGAAACAAUUCUGCUGUCUUUGUUCUGUGUUUUUCCCACGUGUGCAUAUACACAUGCACACAAUUAAUGCAUUUAGUCAUAAAUUUUUGUGUUAAUCAUGCCACUGCAUUGACCUCACGAUGGAAUGCACUGAGAACAAAACUCAGAAUAUAUUUCUGACCACUGGUUCUCRAUCCUCAAGUGUUAACUGUAUGAUUGCUGUGAGGUCUGUUGUUUCACUCAAACUUGUGUAAUCAGUGAAUUGCUUUCAAWUUGUUUUUUAAACCCCCAACAAACCCACAAAUCUUGUUGACAGUCUGCCGAGAAAUUGUUCCUUGUGCUGUGGAAGUUUGGCAUUAUCUGUGUUUCUUUAAAUAUACAAUAUAUAUGUACACACAGUCUCGUUUGUGCUGUGCUGGUUAUAGUGUGACAGAUGUGAGCUGUAAAAGGUUUCUCUCUCAUGGCACUUGUAUUUUGUUCUGUCUUAUUAAAUUAAGACAAUAAUAAUAAACAGACUAAACCUUUGUAGCCAAAGCUGUCAGGGUCCUUACUCUACUGCAGCAGCUGGUUGGGAAAGUUUUGCAUUUUCCUAUGGUAUUUAAAUAUACAGGUGGUGUUGGCUGAUUCCAGUCUUUCAUUAAUCAAUAUCCCCAAUUCUGACCUUGGUAACAGACUCCAGCAGUGGGACUGGUGUGUGCCUUGGACUGCUUGUCACAGGAACAAGAAAGUAGAAAACACUGUAGACUAUAGUAGUUCGGUUUGRUUAAAUUCUUUCUACCAGUGUCUUGAGCUCUAGGGUUUGCUUCACUUUUCCUGCAUUUUCUCACCUCUUUAUUUAGCGUUUUAAUUUGUGCAUGCAGCAGGAAGCUGACCAAUGUCAGCAGGUCAGAAAAUGACACUGACAAACAUAGUGUUGUCAACUUUCCCAAGGAAAGAAAUCCAAAGCUUGGGGCAGGUUGGGUGUCACUCMUGUUUAGUAGGUUGACAAGCCCUGAGCAGGCAGGUUUAAAAUGCAGUGUGUGAUUUGAGUCUACUGCCAGAACUGAGAACCUGGAUUUUACAGAGUUCACUGCACAUCACAGAGCRGCCCUGACAUGAGCAAACACAUGUCAGGGGAGUGCAUGUAACAGCCAGUCUUCCUUGCCCAAAAACGUGUCCUGAUUUGUUAGACUUACACCCUUUUUGAAACAUUCAUUGCAGACAUGAGAGUAUGGUGUAAAACUUGUUACAGAUAUUUUUCUUUGUAAACCUUAUGUCAGGGAACUGGAACAUUGAGAAGCAGCUUUUUUUGUGUGUGUUGUAGAAGAAUGAUCUGAUAACCACAGGAAUCUGAGGCAAAACACAUUGAGYUGCAACUUCCUUGUAAUGAAUUUGCCAAUGUAAACAACCAUGUCCCAUAAGACUUCCUGUAAACAGCUUCAGAAAAUACCCUAAAAUAUAAGAGACAUGCUUGCCUGAUACAUGAUUUAGUCUGGAAAUUCCAGUCCUGAAGUGUCCARUUAACAUCUGGUUCAGCUGUAGUUUUUUACCCACUGUUUUAUCAAAGUAUGUGCCCUGAAAGAGAGACUUUUGUUCUUGAACUUUUAAAUAUUUUGAUGUUUACUARAGGUCUUUGUGGGGUUUUCUGUUGUUACAGUUGGUUUGGUUUGUUUUUUUAUAUCCAGACAAAUCAGGGAACUUCCCAGUUGUGACUAAUACUACAAAACUCAAUGGCAAUUCACUUUGUGUCAAAAAAGGGGUUUUCCCUUGCUUAUGAUUUUAAAAACAUAAAGUCUGAGUCAGAAAUUUGCAACAUAAUUAAUAUAGCAGACUGGGGKUUUUUUUGUACUUAGAGUUUUAUCUUAGUCCUUUCAAGUUCAGCUCUAAACCAAGGAUCGUGUUGUAGUGGGUAGGCAGAAUCCAGCUAUCUCCAAAAGAAACUGAGGGAAUAUUCURAUAUAGGUAGCUGAUCUGACCCCUGCAAACAAGAUGUAGACAAAAGGACCUGAUAUAGUUAUGGGCAGAUCUCAGAGUGGCGUCAGUGCUGGCAGCAGGUCAGAUUUGUAGCAUAGAGUGUGACCAUGAAUACACCUGCAGAACAAGGAGAAGGGACAGRAUUUACCCCAGAGGCAUUGAGAUARACCUGUGAGCUCAUGCUGCUGUGGAGGAAGAUGAAAAAGACUUUAACAUUCAGACUGACCUUAACCUGGGAAAUCCUGCAUUGUUUGGGUGCCUGUAACCUGUAUCACAGCAGCAAUGCAARUUACAGUUACCUGGUUAGGCAGGAUUGCCUGUCGCCAGAGAACAAUCACACUGCAAUAUCUUCACCAAGGGAACUGGCCCUGGGGACAAGGAUCCCUUCCUUUCCAGCUCUCAGGCUGACUCCUGUUGUCAUCUCAGGCAUGGCAGAUAAUCCUGUGCCUUUGAUUUCUUUGCUUGCAGGUGGAAAUGCCACUGACUCAAAAGGUAUCACAACUACUUGUGGUGUUCUUGCUCCACAGUCAAUCAUUGUUGGAAUCUCUGACUCCCCUGACAGUGAAUGUAAUGCUCCCAUGAGCAUCAUUUAGUAUUUAAUCUUCUAGAAUGAGGCAACUUUGGCUGACUUCUGACACGAUUUUGUGAAGAGGUGUGAACUCCUCCCCCCUUUCUMAGUGAGCAUUUGGGGUGAGUGGGUACACAGGGAGGGGGUGCAUUGCCCAGGAAGUUGGACUGCAAUACCUAUUUCAGUAUUUGUAGAAUAGAACCUUAGUCCUGGCAGUUGUAAAUURUUUUCUUAAAAUGUAGAAUCAGCUCUGGACCAUAAAGCCUUACUUAGAAAUGCCUUUGGGAGUACUUUAAACCAGUAAUGGCCAYAGCCUUGUAUAUAAAAAGAUAUAUAAAUUUCUUUGAAGAAUGUAAAUAUUCCUAGCUGUAACUACAUUGAUUCUUACCCUAGUUUUUUUAUAGAGAAA